Molecule: messenger RNA, 2248 nt
Organism: Rhineura floridana
Lineage: Eukaryota; Metazoa; Chordata; Lepidosauria; Squamata; Rhineuridae
Gene: LACC1
Product: laccase domain containing 1
Exons: 6
Coding region: 473-1768 (431 amino acids)
Molecular function (GO): copper ion binding
Source: RefSeq, a predicted model, not a curated record
AUCAGAAGUAAACUUGCUCUUCCGGUUUAGGAACUUUGGAGGAAUUAAUAGAUUAGCACCUCCCUGCACAAACUUUGGAAUUCCCCUCAAUUAGCGAUUGUAGACGCGGAAGGCAGUGGCUUUUCCGUUCUUACCUUACAUGUUACUAUGUGAUAUAUAUAGAGAGAAACUAGAGUAUAGCUUCCAGCACAGCGCGGAUUCUUCUAGGAGUUAAGUUGCAAGCUAUUUCUUAAAUUUAGUAAGUAAAUGCAUCUAAUUUGGGGACUAUGUUUCUGUGAAGUCUGAGCAGCAAUGAUCUUAAAAUCUUGGCCCCCUGAUGUUAGACUGAGGAGUAAUGUUUCUGUUUCUGAUGAUGGCUAUCUGAGGAGGUAAUGCCUUUAUUUAUCUACUCGUUUUGCACAACUCUAAGCAUGUUUCCUUGGAACUUGGUGAUCAUUCAGUGUCUGGUAUCUUCAAGUAUUGUCUGUAGAAUAUGGCAGUCUUGAUUGAUCUGUGCAACAUAGCACCCAGCUCUUGGAAUAACUGGACCUGGGAAUCGGUGGUGAGCACACUACAAACUUUCCAGUCCCCACGUGUUUACAUUAUGUGUUGCGAAACUUUCAGAAGUGAAAGCAAUUGUGAAGAUGUAUUUCAUACAGCAAUUCAAGGUUUUCUUUGUCCAGGGAAAAAAUUUGAGAUUGUGUAUGCCAAGAGUACAGUUACUGCCUUGUACACCAUUAAACAAAAACUGGAUGAAAAAGACAUAGACACUAUUAAAGUAAUCUUGCCAGCACAAAGAAAACCCUUAAUGAGAGAAUACAUUAAUCAACUUUUUACUAGCAUUUACCAGUUUGAGUUUAAAGAUUUACAGAUGAAUUGUGAAGAAAACAACCCCCCAAAACCCACAAUACUGCUGAAUGAAUUAGCACCACUUACAGACCAAGAUGUAGAAAAGAUCCAAAGUGAGAUAAAAAUCUUUUUGGAGAACCUUCCUGGUCUUAAAGGAGAACUUGCUAUUCUCAGAUCUUUGCUGAUUCCAGAUCAUAUCUUCCUCCAUGGAUUCACAACAAGAGCAGGUGGCAUUUCUUAUAUACCGACUUUGAGUUCUUUCAAUCUCUUCAGUAGUUCCAAGCGGCGUGAUCCUCCAGUUGUGGUUAAGGAAAAUCUUCGUAGGCUUGCUGCUGUUGCUGGAUUCAAUCAGGAUACAUAUUACAGAGUAAAGGUCAACCAUGCCAGUGAUGUUUGGGUCAUGGGAAAGGCCAAGCCUGAUAGCUAUGAUGGUAUAGUAACGAACCAGAAAGGUGUUACAAUAGCUGCCCCUGGAGCAGACUGCAUCCCUGUGCUUUUCGCUGAUCCUGUCAAAAAAGCAUGUGGUGCUGCUCAUUCAGGUUGGCAAGGCACAUUGUUAGGAGUGUCUAUGGCUGUUGUUAAUGCUAUGAUAACCGAAUAUGGCUGUAAUGUGAAAGAUAUAGUUGUGGUGCUGGGGCCAUCUGUUGGACCUUGUUGCUUUAAACUGCCUCGGGAAUCAGCAAAAGAAUUUUAUAGGAUUGAUCCAAAAUGUGUAAGACUUUAUGAAUCAUCACACCCUUAUGUUGAUAUCAGAAGAGCAACACGUAUUCUUCUGGAGGCUGGAGGGAUACUGCCUCAGAACAUACAGGAUGAUUCUGUAAUAGACCAGAACCAAAAUCUCACUAUCUGUACAUCGUGUUGCCCUGAUAAGUUUUAUUCUCAUGUUCGUGAUGGUGAGAACUUUGGGACCCAGAUUGGCUUCAUAUCUAUUAAAGAUUGAGGGUUUAUAAUAAUAUUUGUGUAUUAAUGUGGUAGAAGCUAUUGAUCCAAACUGAUUUAUCUUUCUUGAUACUGAGUUCUUGCUGUGGUCAGCUAUACUUCCAAGCAAAAACCCUUCUACUGUAUAUUGUGACUAGCAACUGUCGUACGAAAUGGUUAUUUACUUUCACGGUACCAUGAGGAAAGAGCCCACCCACAUUUUCAGCAACAAGCAGCAGACCACUCAAUGUACAGAUAUAGGAAUCAAGAGCUAUCAUAAACUGCAGGGGCAGUGGUUUCCCUUUAUCUACUCCCAUUAUCAAUUACAAGGGCUUGUACCCUAGAGCGACUGGCACUGUUGGCCAUUUUACUGAGUGAAGAGAAUAUGUAUUCACUUAGAUGACAAAAUUUGGCAGCAGUUGCUUGAGGAGUAUUGGUUCAAGUGUUACAAACAUUAAUGUUCAAUAAAGUAUUUCCUUUCUGUAUCAGUCCAUUCCUCUGA